Molecule: messenger RNA, 366 nt
Organism: Meloidogyne enterolobii
Lineage: Eukaryota; Metazoa; Nematoda; Chromadorea; Rhabditida; Meloidogynidae
Source: the annotation of a GenBank genome assembly
AUGGACUGGUUUUCACUUUUUAUGUUUAAUUUAUUCCCAAUUGUCUUACUUGCCUAUUUAAAUAUUCAAUUAAUGCAAACUCUGAGGCAUAUUGUUAGAAGAGAUUCUUCUGUUUCUGCAAACUUUUUACAGCAAAAUUGUGAAGAAAAUAAUGAACAAAUUAGAGUUUUGCCUGUAGAAAUUAAAGAAGAAAAUCAACAAAAUAAUUGUAAUAAUUCAAAUGCUAAUGCAAUGCUUUUUGCCGUAGUUUUACUUUUGUUUGUUUGUAUAGGGCCACAGGCUGCUGCCAGAUUACUUUAUGAAUGGCAUGGAAUUUAUCAUUUAAAUUCUGUUUUGUAUACUUGCAUUACUCAACAGGUAAAUUGA